Messenger RNA from Megalops cyprinoides (Indo-Pacific tarpon), 2845 nucleotides. It is a transcript of the gene srp72, whose product is annotated as signal recognition particle 72. The record is from RefSeq and is a predicted model, not a curated record. The transcript is spliced from 19 exons. Gene Ontology annotation, molecular function: ribosome binding; 7S RNA binding; protein binding. Gene Ontology annotation, cellular component: signal recognition particle, endoplasmic reticulum targeting. NCBI's taxonomy places the organism in Eukaryota, Metazoa, Chordata, Actinopteri, Elopiformes, Megalopidae. The coding region runs from base 18 to 2018 and encodes 666 amino acids. Gene Ontology annotation, biological process: SRP-dependent cotranslational protein targeting to membrane.
UCUCAUGUGCAGCGAAGAUGGCGAGCGGUGGAGGAGCAGUAGCUUCCCUCUGGACCGAAGUAAAUCGAUGCGGACAAAGUGGAGAUUUCACCCGGGCUCUGAAAUCCGUCAAUAAAAUCCUCCAGGAAUGUAAAGACGAUGUGACUGCUCUUCAUUGUAAAGUCGUUUGCCUUAUUCAGAAUGGGAGCUUCAAGGAAGCGCUGAAUGUCAUAAACACCCACACAAAAGUACUUGGCAGUGAUGUCAUUGCGUUUGAAAAAGCGUACUGUGAAUAUCGGCUGAACCGUGUGGAAAAUGCCCUGAAGACAAUCGAGAGUGCUGCUGCACAGACUGACGAGCUAAAGGAGCUCUACGGCCAAGUGCUGUAUAGGCUGGAGCGCUACAGUGAGUGCCAGGCCGUGUACAGGGACCUGAUCCGGAACUCCCAGGAUGACUACGAGGAGGAGAGGAAGACCAACCUGUCGGCCGUGAUGGCAGCCAUGAGUACCUGGGAGAAGGCUGCGCUGGAGGAUCUUGGCCUGCCAGAGACCAGCUAUGAGCUGUGUUACAACUCAGCUUGCACUCUCAUUGGCAAGGGUGAACUUGCAGAAGCCAUGAAAAAGCUCAGAGAAGCAGAGGAGCUUUGCCGGAUGUCUUUGUCGGAGGAUUCGGACAUGACCGAGGAGGAUAUCGACUCGGAGCUUGCAGUGAUCCACUCCCAGAUGGCUUAUGCCAUGCAGCUACAGGGAAGAACCGAGGAUGCACUGCAGCUCUACAACCAAGUUAUCAAAUUAAAGCCAACAGAUGUGGGAUUACUUGCUGUGACGGCUAAUAACAUCAUUACAAUAAACAAGGACCAAAAUGUGUUCGACUCCAAGAAGAAGGUGAAACUGACAAAUGCGGAUGGGGUGGAGCACAAGCUUGCCAAGAAGCAGCUGCAGGCUAUUGAGUUCAACAAGGCCCUUCUUGCCAUGUACACCAAUCAGGCGGAUCAGUGUCGCAAGCUGUCGUCCAGCCUCCAGUCGCAGAACCCCGGCCACCCGCGGCCCGCGCUCAUCCAGGCGGCUCAGCUUUGCAGAGAGAAGCAGCACUCGAAGGCCAUAGAGCUGCUGCAGCGCUUCUCAGAGCAGCACCCAGAAAGCGCGCCUGAAAUCAAACUGACCAUGGCACAGCUGUACUUAAUUCAAGGUCACGUUACAAAAGCAUGUGAUAUUUUAAGAUCAAUAGAAGAUUUUAAGCACAAGCCAGGGAUGAUAUCUGCUCUGGUUACAAUGUACAGCCAUGAAGAAGACAUUGACAGUGCUAUAGAUGUCUUUAGCCAAGCCAUUCAGUACUACCAGGCAGAACAGCCCGGGUCCUCCGCUCAUCUGUCCCUGGUUCGCGAAGCUGCGGAUUUCAAGCUGAAGUACGGGAGGAAGAAGGAAGCCAUAAGUGACCUGGAGCAGCUGUGGAAGCAAAACACCAAUGACAUCCACACCUUGGCACAACUCAUCUCUGCCUACUCUUUGGUGGAUCAAGAAAAGGCAAAGUCUCUUAGCAAACACCUCCCCUCCGCUGACACCAUGAAGUUCAACGUGGACGUGGACGAGCUGGAGAACUCGCACGGGGCCACCUACGUCAGGAAGAAGGCCGCUAAAGUGACGGGUGAAAAUCUACCCAAGGAACAGGGCCAAGGGGAUACAAAGAAGAAGAAAAAGAAAAAGAAGGGUAAACUACCCAAGAACUAUGACCCUAACGUAACCCCUGACCCGGAGCGGUGGCUGCCGAUGAGAGAACGUUCCUACUACCGCGGCAGGAAGAAGGGAAAGAAGAAGGAGCAAGUGGGAAAAGGAACCCAGGGCGCGACCUCUGGAGCUGCAGCUGAACUGGAUGCGAGUAAGACGGCGAGCAGCCCCCCCACGUCUCCCCGGCCGGGGUCAGCGACCGCCGCGGCCGCCUCCAAUGUGGUCCCGCCUCGGCAGCAGAAACCGGCUGCCUCGGGAGCAACCCGGAAAAAGCCCCAACAGAAGAAGAAGAAGGGAGGGAAAGGAGGCUGGUAACUGCAGGGGUCUCCCGGAUCCCACCACAGCCAGUUCACAACAAUGGGAAUGGAAGCGAUAUGAGUCAUGAGCUUUCCUGUUUUUAAUGUCCUUGUUUUGUUUUCCUUUUUCGAACAACUGCACAGGUGUAGAGAAUAAAGAAUCAUCUCGUGUUGCCAUUUCUGCCACCUUUGUUUUUGAGGAUGCAAUUUCUGGAAAAAAAAAAAAAAUCAGUGGACAAAAACCAUCUUCCUUUACUAUUUGUAAUAUACAUGUUUUUAUCCUUUUGUUUUUGCAGUUUUUUUUUUUUUGCAAGGGAGUUAUUUGUUCUUCAGGAGGGGUACAAUAAGUUGAGUUUAAUGUUUAGCCACUGGCAGGAUUUUUUUUUUUUUUUUUUUUGGUUGUAAGAUGCAGGCAUGUUCCAUAUGAAACAGUAGACCUUUGAUAAACAUUUUUUUAACCAACCAAAUGAAGAAACUCUGUGUAUGCAAAGUUAAAAAAUAUUUAUUUUUUAAAUUCCCUACAUAGAAUACACCCAAAUAUAAUUUCAGAAAUGAGAUUUAUCCUUAGGCUGCUGUACUUUGUCUGCAAGUUGUACAGGGAACCAUCCAAAAUAAUGAACAGACAGGUAGAUGAGUCCUCAAGUGUAAUGUUUGGCACACACUCAAUAAACUGGGUUCCUUGAUGAAUAUCCUGAAUAAACCCUUUUGUGUGUUUCCUCCAGACCGUUUCAGCAGGUGCGUUGGCCAUAAGGCCUUGGAGUUACACUGCCCUGCAACGAAGAAGUAACAUCAUGCUGACAAUCUCCAUAUUUCUCCAUCGGCCCACAGUAGAAGCUUAUCAGAGUC